Talaromyces proteolyticus is the source of this 1914-nucleotide messenger RNA. Its product is annotated as Metallo-dependent phosphatase-like protein. The record is from RefSeq and is a predicted model, not a curated record. The coding region runs from base 260 to 1753 and encodes 497 amino acids. Gene Ontology annotation, molecular function: acid phosphatase activity; metal ion binding. The transcript has 2 exons. NCBI's taxonomy places the organism in Eukaryota, Fungi, Ascomycota, Eurotiomycetes, Eurotiales, Trichocomaceae.
CGUAUUAGAAAUGCACCAAUGCUACUUCAUUACUAUACUACUUCCCCUUAGGCAGUGUUAAUUAGACGACGGAUCACACUGUUUUAGUGCAAUCGCCGCGACGAUCAGUCGUGGAAGCUCAGCCCACGUGCUGGACAUUUUUUGCUGCUCUUGUCAUAUUUCUAGAGGCGUCCCCCGCCCUCAAGCAUCAGUCCAUGUAUACGAUCAGACUGCCUGGCAAUAAAUUGCGCUCUGACUGAUUAGCAUCGAAUCUGUUGCUAUGAUCAGCUCCUUUGCCUUGGUCACGGCUCUGCCGGCGCUGGCUGCGAGCGUGCUAGCCUAUCAAUAUCCAACUAUUCCGAAAGACUUGACCACUCCCUACCAACAGCGCCUUGCAGUGGUCGGUCCCACUGCUGUCUCGGUCGGUUGGAACACAUACACCCAGCUUAAUCAAUCUUGUGUUGAAUAUGGCACGUCUGCCGAUAGCCUAGAUUCACAAGUGUGUUCGACCAUUUCUACCACGUACGCGACGUCGCGCACAUACUCGAACGCUGUCACGCUCACCGGCCUGACCCCGGCGACAACCUAUUACUACAAAAUCGUAUCGGGGAACUCUACCAUUGACCAUUUCUUCAGCCCACGCACACCAGGCGACAAGACCUCGUUCAGCUUGGAUGUUGUGAUUGACUUGGGUGUGUACGGACCCGACGGAUUCACGGUUUCGGAUAAUGCCUCGAAGAAGGACAAAAUCCCAUCGGUCAAUCCAGUUUUGAAUCAUACAACCAUCUAUCGUCUUGCCCAGACUGUGGAUGACUACGAGCUCAUCAUCCACCCGGGUGACUUUGCUUAUGCUGAUGACUGGGAGCUCAAGAUUCAAAACCUUUUGGACGGCAAGAAUGCCUACCAGGCCAUUCUUGAGCAAUUCUAUGACCAGCUAGCCCCGAUCUCCGGCCUCAAGCCCUAUAUGGCCAGCCCGGGAAACCAUGAAGCUGCUUGUGAGGAAAUCCCCUACACUGCAGGGCUCUGUCCUGAGGGCCAGAAGAAUUUCACCGAUUUUCUCCACCGAUUUGGAAACACGAUGCCCACCUCAUUUGCUUCAUCAUCCUCCAACAAAACCGCCCAGACACUUGCACAGCAGGCUAAGUCACUAGCCCAACCACCAUUCUGGUAUUCCUUUGAAUACGGAAUGGUACACAUCACCAUGAUCAAUACCGAGACCGACUUUCCUAAUGCCCCAGAUACACAAAGCGGCUCAUCGCACCUGGGUGGCGGACCCUUCGGUCAGCCCAAUCAACAGCUGGAUUUUCUGGAAGCGGAUCUUGCUAGUGUUGAUCGCAGUGUAACACCCUGGGUCAUCGUCGCUGGCCAUCGCCCCUGGUACACCACCGGUACAGGCGCAUGCACAUCUUGUCAAACGGCAUUUGAAGGCCUGUUCAAUAAGUACGGUGUGGACCUCGGCGUUUUCGGUCACCAACACAACUCUCAGCGCUUUCAACCAGUGUACAAUAACACUGCCGAUCCCAAGGGGUUGAAUGAUCCCACAGCUCCCAUGUACAUCGUCGCUGGAGGCGCUGGAAAUAUCGAAGGUCCUACGUCUGUGGGAUCAGAGCCUUCGUAUACUGCAUUUGCAUAUGCGGAAGAUUUCAGCUACGCAACAAUCAAGUUCAUUGACUUGCAGCACUUGCAAAUUGAUUUCAUUCGCUCCUCAACUGGUGAGGUUCUGGAUUCUAGUAAACUGUAUAAAAGUCAUUCAGAAUCGUUUGUCGUUCAGUAGUGGUUCAUGUGGAGAAUUGCUGUUCUAAAGGUUUCCGAUACUUGAAUAUACUGGAAAUGAGUGCAUGUAAAUACCUUCCACCAAUAGUCUUGUUUCAUAUCUAGCUAUUUAAUGAUCUAUCAAUGAAGCAACGAUAGAAUAUAAGUGCCUUUACUCUUCUA